AUGGAAGAAACACUGGAAAAAAAACUGGUGGUGAAGAGAUUGCUGAGAAAAAAUGAAAAGUUCCAAGAUGGAAAAGGCGCGAAGAAAAGGAUACACAGGAUAAGAAUGGCCCUGUUAAAUAUGAGUGAAAAAGAAGAAAACUGUUUUCUAUUGGAUGUGUACCCCUUAAUCAAAAGUUACAUAAGUCAUUGCGUCCCGUGUUAUUGUCUCAAUAGGACAUACAUUUUUCGGAAGAGUAUACUUAACAUUUUCCAUUCCAUGAUAUAUAAAUUUAAAAAGAUCAAAUACAUCAUAGAGAUUUUUGACAUUUGCUUGAAUCUCAUCGUGAAGCAAAAUGAAGAAUACACAAUUAUCUGUAUAAGAAUAAUUACUGAAAUAUGCAAGUUACAUAAGAACGAUUUGAUACUGUUCGAUAUUUACAAAUAUGUUAAUGUAGUUUCUUUGCAAAUUUUGAAGGCCUUUUACAACAGGCUAAUUGGUAAGGUUAAAAGAGGGAAAUUUCUGAAGUCGGCAAUAAAUGUGUAUAGGAAAAGGCACAAAAAAAUUAGGUGCGUGCGAAGCAGUGGGGAUUCCCUAAAGGUAGUUAGAGAAAUCAUUUUAUCAAAUUACGUUCUGAUGAACUUAUAUCCAAAUUUAUUAAAGAUUAAUGAAAAUUACGUGAAAAUUUUGUGCAAAAUUCUGUCCCUACUUAAUAUAUGGGAUUUUAAGUAUUCCAGGGCGUUCUGCAUAGAAUAUAUUCACUGCUCAAGAGAUGUGGUUUGCAAAACAUCCUACAGUUACCAUUUUUUGGACACUCAUUUGUCCGUGGGGAAAAAUGAACUCGGGUUGAGCGAUCCUUGUGGGAAUGUUUUAUAUCCUUGUAAAUUCGAAAGGCUUUACAACUAUUUGGUUGAUGAUAGUAUCCCUUUGGAUAGUAAGGUCGUUAGAGGGAAUUCCAAAAUUUCCCAGAGGAAGGACACUGAUAUGAAUAAAUUUGAUGAGAGUAUCCCGCAGGAAUAUAACGUCCCAUUUCAUUGCGAAGACGAGCUUGUUAAGAAUUUUGGUGUGAAGAAAGGGAAGAAGCAAUUUUACAAAAAUGUAAAUUACAAAAAUUACGAGAUUGAUUUGUCGAAGGUAUCCGAUGUGUGGAGUCUAAAAAAUAUGGUCGUGUAUAUGCUAAUCUUUUUUUUAAGGAUGGAUAAAAUGAAUAAAUAUUUUCAUCUUAAGGAAUUUCUUAUAGAGAAAAUUCUUGAAUUUUUGAAAUAUGAGGAAAAGCAUAGCAUGGAAGAGGGAAAAAUAUUUAUGGAGAAUAUUCGGUUACUGUUACAUGAGAAUUUUAAGAAAAAUAUGAAGUACUAUUUGGGCCUUUUCCUAAAUCCAAGUACGUACAGAAGUUUUUUAAGGUAUAAAAAUAAUGGACACUUAGAUGAGCAGGUAUUUGUCCUAAUACAUGACAUUUUCCACUACUUUAAGGAUCAACCUGUGUGGAAUUAUGAAGUUAUUAAGAGUUGCAUAUCUGCUUAUUCCUUGGUCAUUAUGAGUAAGAAGAGCUUUAUCUUCAUUCAGAAAGUGUGUGUAAAAUUGCUAAUGUAUAUAAUUGAAAUAUUAUUUGCAAUGAAGAAGAAAAGCGCGGAGUACUUUUCCCUCUAUUUUGAUAUUAUAAAUAUUAUGCUGCAGAAGAGUUAUUCGUUGAAGUGCGAAUUGUAUGACCUCUAUAGGAGGGGCCUGCGCUAUAGUAGGGAGGAUAUGAUGAGUGCAGAUGGAAGGACAAAAAAAGGGAGAUACUUUCAUCUGCGUAGGAAGAACAAAUUGUGCAAAGAUAGAGAAGUAAUGAAGUACGAUUCGGAUCAUCUUUCCAAAUUUGUUUUGUCGCGCAAAUAUUUUCUGCAGAACAGGAUAAAAAAAGAAGAGCAUUUGGAAAAAAUUAAAGCACCUGCUAAAUAUUACAGUCAUAAAAAUGGAACUAAAAAGGGAAAGGUAGCAUUAAAGGAUGUAAGGCUUAAGAACCACUGGAAGUUAGAGGAAACGCACGACAUAAGUGAGCUCCUAGAACAAUAUAAAUUUCUUCUAUAUGCCAUUCAUGAUUGUGUAAGGAGCAACAUAUUUUAUAUUUAUUUGUAUUUUAACAAGGAGGCCAUUAUAUGUAAGUUGGAUGGUGAAAAAAGGAGAAGUAAUAUUUCACAGGACGAAAAUUGUAACAUUUCGAAGGAGGGGUUAAAUUGUUCUGGUGAAUAUGUGAAUAAUGAUUUGAACAGGAGGGGUGACAUUUUCGAUAGUUGUACGUCGAAGGAAAAUGCUGUUAAUGUGAAUAGUGCUAACGUGGGUGGUGUAAACGAAUGUGAUGACACCGCGAAAGGGAAGAAUGACAAAAAACCCGCGAGCAAGAGGAAAAGGAUUAGAAAGAUCGGUAGUAUAAGCAAGCGAAAGCGCCCCAGUCGUCCUAAGAACCCCAAUAAAAGUGUAAAAAAUGUAGAACGUAGUAAUGAUGUAAAAAAUGGUUACCCUAAUGGAGGGUCCACGUUUCAAAGAAGCAAUGGUAAUAUUGUAUCCAACUUGGAGAACGGGGUGAAGAAUGAAUUAGGACAAUCACUCAACGCAGGUGAGUAUAACUGUCAGACAGAAAACGGGAAAUUAGCAUCUUGCAAGGAUUGGGGGGCUCCUAUCAGUAAGGUGCCUUUAAAUGUGAGUAACAUCGAACAUGAACAAAAUAAUUAUAUAGCUUUGAAUUAUCUGCAGAAUAACGAUGAUCUCCUUAUUAGUAAUUAUAAUUGUAUUUUGAGCGGUGGCGACAUGAUUAGUGAAAUAAAUGGAAGGACCGAAUUGGCAUGUGCUGUGAAGGAUAAUUAUUCUGGUACCUACACAGCUGACAAAAAUUUCCACAGUUAUAUGAAUAAGUACCAUAAGGAAAAUGAGAACAAACUGAAUGGCCUUAUGUAUGGCUGCACUGUGGAAAAAGUAAACAAUUCGCAUUCUUUCAUGAAUGGUUAUAGGAAUAUAAAUGAUAAUGGAAUCAUUAAGGGGCAGCAUUGUGAGUUUGCUAAGGAAGCGCUUUGGAGUACGGGGGAAGAUAUAUUUGAGGAGAAAGGGAAUAUAAUAAAAAGUCAAUGCGCCAGCCAAAAUGUUUUUAUAAAAAAUGGAAAUAAUGACAUGUGUAAUGUUUCCAAGAAUGACAGCCAGGAAAGCGGAUUCAGAAUGGGUAAGUUGCAAGGAGAAGAUUCAGAACAGGGUAUCCCCAAUGGAGACCUUGUUUAUGACACCUUUGAAGAGAUGUACGAUAUUUCUCAUGUUGACUUGACCCACGCGCAGAGCAUUUUGUUUAAAUCCUACCAACUGAGUGAAAAUUGGGUUAAAAUAAUACACAAAAUUUUUUACCGCAUGGUGGUAUGCUGCAUAUUGUUGACGUCCUGUUUUUCUCACAUUACGGUUGAAAAAUUGGGAAUAAAAAGUGGAGCUCUAAGGAGGGUUCUUAAGAAGAAUAUAAAGAACGGUGGAUCGAGUGAUGAGGGUGACGUUCUUGAGGAAGACUACCCCAAAGAUGACAGGUCGAUGAGUAGUACAUGUCGGCCUUACGUCCACAUUAACGUUCAGAGUUUAUCAAAGGAAGAUAGAAGAAAAGUAUUCAACUGCAUUAGUUACAUAAAGAAUGAAGAGAAGAAUUUACUCUACAUGUGUGCAAAGAGCAUUAUUUCCCUAAGUGGAAAUGACUUCCACAUUUUUAUGAAUUAUUCUAUCAAGCCUUUAUUCAAACUAUUGUUUCAGUACCCGCAGAUAUUUUACAUUUUCCAAGUGCUCGGUGCAGUGAGCAGUACGAGCCUUUUGUUUUGUAAAGUUUGUUUUGGUUAUAUAAUUAAAAAAAUGAAAACUUUUCCAAGGCUGAAAAAUGACUUCAAGCCGCUUCAUUAUUUCAACAAAAAUGUUAGAAGUAAAUUUGCUACAGAUUUGUACAAGUGCAAACUGUUCUACAAAGUACAGUCACCCUCUGAUUGUUUGCUCGACCAAAGUUACUGUGAUACCUUCCAGAUUGGCAAGGAUUGCAGACAUAAUUAUUUAUUGAAUAAGGGAAAAAAGGUGCCACUUGGUGGCAGUGCCAAAAGUAGCGGGCUCGUAUCGAAUGUGUCAUUCCCCACAUUGAGUAGAAAAAAUGGAAGCGGUGCAUUUGAGAAAGGGAAAAGAAGUGAAACAGGUAGUUCAUUAUUACGCACACUUGGAAUCCAGAUUGACUAUUUCGAUUUUUCCAUUUUAGAAGAAUACGAAAAUGGGAGUUAUAUUGAGGGCGAUUCUGAAAUGAAGGACAUAAAAUCGGUUCUGCCGAAUGAUGUGAAUUUUUUUAGAGAAUUAACAUAUCACAAUGAUGUGCAAAUGUUGUCAGUAUUGAAUAACGGUACUGCCGGCGCAACAGGGAUGGAGAAAAAUUCUGACAAGAAAUGGAAGAAAAAGAAGCACUACUUCCUUCAUGAGAUGGAAGAACGGGACAUAAUAAAUCCCGCGAACUUUGUUUCACCGCACCUUCUUAAGUUCGCAAAGGUGAAGAGAAGGAGGAAGUACUCAGCAGAAAGUUAUGCCAUUUCUGCUGACGAUGUAAACGGCGUAAUUCUGAAUAGACCAAUUUUUAAGAAUUCCAUCUCGCAUGAAUAUCAGCAGGGGAUCUAUUCUCCUAUCAGAAGUAAAUCCCUACCGGGUAAUUAUAUAGUCAAAAGGGAUGUGGUAAACGAUUGGCAAUUUUCUCAUGGGAUUUUUUCAAAGAAGGGGGAAAUUAAAACGGUAAAGAGGAGAAGGAAUAGAAUGUGCGAUGCCUUUAUAAGGACGAACGACUACGUAAUGGGCUACAAUUCAUUCUCCAUGAAUAACACUUUUAACAGUUAUAUGUCUUAUAAGGACCUAAUAAUUAAGGUAAUCCACUUUCUUUUGAAGGUGAUAAAAUACUACUCUCAUUAUUAUGAUCAGUUUUUAAGUGAACUAAAAACAAUUUCGCAGAUUUGUUUGGAUUUAAUUUUAAAAGAUAGUAAGUGUAUUCAAGUGGUCCAUCUGUUGAAAUUCCUUCUGGAGACCAUCUGUUUUGUGAAUUGCGCCAACGAAUUGAACAUGAACAGAGAGAAUAUAACGGGACUGAAUUAUGCACUGAAUAAGAUUCCUUUUAGGGACAAUUUGAGAUUCAUGAAGUGCAUGAAGUAUAUCAGUGCGAGUACUGAGGGGAAUGCAGAUCGUAGCAGAAGUGGAGGUGGAAGCACAAUGGAUAUCGUACUUAGGAAUGGCUGUAUAAUGGAGGACAUUUUGAAGAAGGAAAGCUCGAUGCAGUACGUCUCGAAUGAAGGAAACUCUCUUCUCAAUAGGAAGGAGAAUAAUACUGAGUUUAUGAAAUCCCUACAAAAGGAGGACAUGGAAAUUAGUGAAGCUUUCGGAAAGAAGGAAGCCUCUCGCAGUUACGGAAGAGGAAGUCGCGACGCAUACCACGAUGCCCCAGGGCAUGGGCCAGAAGGAAGGACAAAGGGGGUUGAAGCAAAUAAGGUGAAGGAGAUAAUUGUGAGCGUCCUGAAUUGGUUAGAAAAUGUGUACCUGGAUUUUCCAAAGUUGUAUAAAAUGGUGUUGUGCGAAAUGUGCUUGGAACUUCCAAUCAAUUAUUUCACAAAGGAGAAGUUUCACCUUUACAUGAAGUCGUUGCUAAUCUGUUUGGGCUCCAAAAAUAUGAACAGAAUAAAGGUUGCGCUGAAAUCAAUGGAAGAAAAUAUAUUCAUGGCGAAUAACAACCAUAUCAAAGGAAGCAUUUCCUCAUCCUUUUAUUUUAAGAAUAAAGAUGGAACCACGUCGUGUAUAUUCACUCAUUUAAUGAAAUUCUUGAGAAAAAAAAUUUGCUUCGAGUUCAACUUUAACAAAAUUUACGAACAGAAGUAUUAUCUGAAUGAUCUGUUUAGGAACCCUGCAGAUAUUGCACUUCUCCAAAUGGGCGUGAUUUACACAGAGAAAGUUCUUUCGGAGAAGGAAGUAAAUAAAUAUAUGAACAAAGUAUACAUGGAAAAUUUAUUUAUGAUUUUGAAAUUGUAUUGCAAAUUUUGUGAAGAUAAUGAAGUAAGGAAUAAUUAUUACGUCCGUCUAAAUAGCAAGAGGAGUGUUAUUUCUCAUUUCAGAAUAGGUUUUUUUUUGAAGAGGCAAAUAAAGGAGUACAAGAGAAAGAGGUGCAUUCAAGAAGUGCAGGAUGAAACAAUAGAGGGGAAACCCUUAAUGAUUAAAAAUGAGCGGACAUUAAAUUAUGAAUCCAUUUCAACUGUAAAGAAUCAUCUUGUAGAGGUGAAUGAGUAUCCCCAAGUUAAGGGCAAUAAAUCCUCAUCCUUUGACAACAGCAAUCCUAGUGGUAGUUGCAAAAUCUCGGAUAGAAGCAAAAAGAGAAGAAAAAGCAUUCCUGUGAAGAAUGAGGGGGAAUGCGAAGGAGGAAACACCCAAAUUAACACAUCAAAGGAGUAUCAGUAUAUUGUAGAGAACAAUAAUGUAGAGGCGAAUGUGGAAAGAAGGAGAAGUAGAAGAACCGCAAGUAGGAAAAAAAUAAGGAGCAUAGAGAGUGAAGUAGAGGAAAAGAAAAAAUGCAAUGACAAGCAAAAUGGGACACUCUCAAUUUGUAAUGAUAACAUUAUUAAAGAGGUCAAAUGUAAUAAUGAGGAACAGAACAAAAAAAACAGCUGUGUGCAAGAUGAUAGAAUAAUAAAUGUGUCGGUUAAACUGGUGAACGAAAAGAAGGAUGAAGCAGAUGGAGACAACAGCAACUUGGUGAAAUUGCUCAUGAGUGGUAGUACGUUAGAUGAUUCGUUUGACAGUAUUAUACAACAUAUGGAUUUGGAAGAGACGCUGAAUUAUUGCUACAAGGUUUUGAAGAAUAACGUAAAGAGCAACAAUGCCAAGUGCUUAUACUAUUAUAAACAACCUAUGAUGAAUGCGUGCAUGAGAAGAAAACUUUGCGUUAGAAAAAAAAAGAGAAUAUGUGUUAGGAAAAAGAAGAAAAGAGAAAAAUUCAGCUUCUUCAAUUUUUACCAGUUAGAAAAUCUGAGGAAGAGAAAAAUGAACGAGCAGGAUGAAGUCGCUACGGAUAAAAGGUCGAACAAGAAACUGAAGGUUUACAGUUCGUCAAGCGAGGGGAACGACAAAUUGGUGCAUUCGAAAUGCAUGAAUCGAAAGGAUCGUUUAAGCGUCAUUGAAGAAGUGAAGCAACCCAUUCUUAAAAUUAUGAAGGAUAUGGGGGUAGCAGAGGAGGGUGCUGUAAGGACCAGUUUGACACGUAAAAUGGAGGGCACUUUCCAUGGUGGUGUAAAUUGCACCAACAAAAUAAGCAACCAUUUUGCUGAUAAGAAGAAGUUAUUCUUCAUCGGAAACAGAAAUUUCAAGUCAUAUGAACGAUUUAUUGAAAAUGGGAGAACGAAAUAUUUUGACCGAAGCGACUUGUGCUAUUACUGUAUUUUGAAGGAUCAGCGAAUUAGCUGCUACCGAAUAAUCCUUACCAUUUUUAUUUUUAUUUUUAAUCACUCUAAAUGUAUUUCGGAUUUUUAUCAACAUAUGAUUAAAAUCGCAUCUCAAAAUGUAGAGUUUAAGAAGGGCAUGAAGAAUGGUCCAGUUGGAGUUAAGACCCCAAAUGGGUUAUCUACAAAUACAGCGGAUAAGGUUAAUAAAAAUGGUGUUACAGUUGAUAAAAAGCGGAAGGGAACUUCUAAACGUUUUAGUAGCUCUAUUGGGGAGGAGCAAUCUCCAAAUAAGAAUGUGAAGAUGGUAGAUAAUGCCCCAAAUGAGCAUAAGGAGGUAUUGGGCCGAAAAGCGAAUAAUGCGAAUGGCACAAAAAGGAAGAAUAAGAUCUGUUUCGAAACGUGCAAAUGUAGGAAGUAUUUGCACAAAUAUUCCUUUAUCUACGACGAUAACAACAUUUUUAUAAAAAAAUUGAUGUACUGUUUUUUAAUUUUGUUAGUUGAAAUAAAUGAAAAAGGAAAAAAUGAUAACAUUGGAAUGGACGCAGAGGGGGGAAAUGGCAAAAAGCCCCAAAAGGCUGAAAGGAACUGCGGAAUGAUAUGCUCUGAUGAAAUGUGGAAAUCCAAAUUGAAAGAAAUAGUUAAAAACGUUAUUAGGAGAAUUGGGUUGAUCCUUUCUAGCAGAUUUGUUCUGACAAGAAAGGAGAAAUUAAUCUAUGUAGGGAGUCACAACAAUGAGAUUGAUGUUUCUUCGUUCAUAUUUACCUUGUGCAAUUUGGUCGAUUACCACCCACGUUUUUUACAAAUGAGCAUUGAGGGAUUAAACUUUAUAGAAAAAAUAUUAAGAACCAUAUUAAAUGUGCAACCAGUGAAGAUAAAGGCAGGCAUGAAGAGCACCUUCUUUUUUAAUUUGUGCGCCUGCAUCUGUAACCUAUGUAAUGCCAUCAAAGUGAAGAAAAAAAUAUUCGGAUUAUUACUUCUGUUGAGAGUAAUCCGAAUUCUUCCGCCUGAUUGGAUCAGAUUUAACGUAUACAAUGUUGUAAGGACAUUGUUAGCAUGCCGUGAAAGGAACAAAUUAAAAUAUAUGCGCAUUGUUCAGUUGUUAGUAGAGGAAUGCUUUGAGCUAGUUAUUUCGUCAUUAUUUACAGGUUAUGUGGGGGAAAUUAAUACGUUCAUUUUGAAUAACUUCCGGGGCGUAGAUAAUACCUUUGUGAAUGAUAUAAGAAAUUUGCGUUCCUUAAAUGACAAUGUUGAUGAGGAAGCUCUCAAGAAUUUUGAAUUCAUUAAUAAAAGUGCUAUUGGUAAAAUAAGAAGCAGUGUGGAAAAGAUCAGAUCCUUUUGGAAUCUCAAUAAUAAAGAAGUGAAAGGUAUUGACGACUCGUAUGAAAAGUAUGCUAAAGAUGUUAGGAGCAAACGACUUUUCAAAGGUAAACUCUUUUGGUACAAGAACGAUGAAGUUUACACGUGGGAUAUCCUAUCGUCAAGGGGAAAAAAUAGGAGAAGUGAAAAAGAGGUGAAAAGGAUGAAUAAGAUUUUGGUGAAUAUACUAAAAAUACUUAUAUACAAUUUAAGAAAAAAAGAACAGGACAGACAUUUUAUAAAAAAGGCUUUCAUUAUUAUUUCAAAGGUAUUGAGAACAGAUACACGAGAAUUGCUAACAUAUAAGUAUUCACCGAGGGGGAAAUUAUGCUUACAGGAUAUUUACAUGAAGCACUUUUGUAUAUCGAAUUUUGUCAAGUCAUCUUUGCAAAGGAAAAUUACAUGCCUCGAUUUUUAUUGCUUUUUUUUAAGUCAGAAACCGUACAUUAAAUUUGACAUGCAUGUGAUGAUAAAUUUGAUAGAAACUGUUGUAAAAAUUAUUCAGUAUCUAGAAAAGAGGGACGAAGAGAAUAGGAUAUUUAAUUACAUUCUGAAUGGCAAUGUUUAUCGUUCGUGUUCAAAAGAUGGCAGAAAUGGAGAUCUUUAUGAGCGAACAAAUCUGGGUUUCCAUUAUGAAAAGAAGCUAAAUGAUGGCGUGGACCAUACGCAUCACGAGUGGAAGAAUCAGAACAAGAUUCAUUUGGGGGAGAACGACGGGGAACUAUACAACUGGAGCACAAAGAACGGUUAUGUUAACCAUUCAAAUGUAUGUUACAAUUGGCAGAUUUCCUCUAAUCACAAUGGGGCGGAAGAUGAAAAUGUUGUCGAUAAUAGAAAUUUGAAGAAUGAGUUAACUCGUUUGCAAAGUACUGUGCCGAAUGGUUAUGGUAGCGAGUUAAAUAGCCAGAAAAAUAAGGACCUACAAAAUUUGUAUGAAAAAAUUAAGAAAAAAAAUAGAGAUUAUUCCAUUUUGUAUAAUAAGGAUUACGGUAGCAAAUCGGAUAACAGGAAUGAAGAGGAAAAUAAAGAUCUAACCAUUGAUGACAUAGCUAAUGAGUGGGGAAAUAAGACUGACAACAUUUCUAGGCGUUUUAAACAUUACUCGGAUGAUAAAAAUAAUGAGAACCUCAGUGGAAUGGAUAAGCAGUUAGAUUGUGAAGGUGCAACGAGGAGGAAAAGCUCGAAUUCGUAUCAUUCUAUUUAUUUUAACAACAAGAUGGCGAUGCAUGAUAGUGACAAGGGUGUUCUCGCAAAACAUGAUAGCUUACAUGGCAAUGACGAACUGAACAUACAAAAUAAUGAUGUGUUCGAUGAGCACUCAGGAGGUUAUAAUUGCCACAUAGGUGCGAAGGAUAAUGUUGAGAUUAAUGCCGAUGUAGGGGAAAGCCCUUAUAUAAAUCAGAACUGCAAAGGAAGGAAUGGAAGCGCCCUUGUGAGAGGCACGAUAAAAUAUGGAUUUUCACAUGGCAGUACUGGGUGUCCUACUGCCAGUUUGUGUGACGGCAAAAUCGAGGUAGAUGCAGGGGUACUGGACAAGAAUGCGAAGGAUAUUUGUAGCACCGCGAAUAAUGGAGAUAGGAAUAAUCUGUUGGAAGAGGAGGAACAGAAGCGUAAGAAUUGUGUGAUGCGCAACAGUAUAUCAAGUUACAUUUCCACAAAUUUUGCGAGGUUUAAAGUGGAGAAUUCACCAAAUGCCAGUGCCAGUUUUAAGGGUAUGAAAAAUAAUUUGGUUCAAAAAAACAAAUGUUUGUUAAGAAGUCAGAUAAGAAGUUUAAAGGUAUCCAACAGAAAUAGUGCAACCAGUGGUGGAAGCACGUGCAAUGGCAAUGCAAAUGCUAAUAAUGCGAACUGUUAUCAGAAUUUUUAUUUCAAUGGCAAAGAAAGAGAGGACGAAGGGAAGGACGAGAGCGCGUCUGUACCUGAGAAUUUUAUAAUGGAGCCUAAGGUUAAUGCGGAUUCGAUUCCCGUUGAAUAUAAUAAGGAAAAUCUGGUGACCGAAUUUAUUAAGGAGUACUUUUCGCAGGACCGCAACCCAAAGGAACAAUUCGCACGUGGGAUCGUAAGAAAUGGGAAAAUUGUAAAUGAGUCCUAUCCGAAGGAGCAUCUAGCGAAGCAGCAACUUCUAAAGGAAGAGUACAAAACGGUGAUAGAUUUUUUUUCACAUUUCAUUACCUUGGUGAGGAUUUUCUUCAGUCAUGAGUUAUACAAAUAUUUAUUGCCAACGAUGAAUGCCCAAAUGAAUAAAAGAAGUGUGUACUUGUACAAUCGGUGCAUUCACAUUUUAGUGAAUUUCUUGUUUAGCAAAGAGAAGGAGUUAUGUAUGAAGGCAGAAAGUACUUUACGUUUUUUAAUUGUGAUUAAUGAACACGAUAGGGACUCAGGGCUGAAUGAAAACUUAGUGAAUAAUUAUUCGAAAAAUUGUGGGAAUGGUGUGGAUAAAACUUCAGGCAAAAAUGGCGGGCCCUAUAAUUGUAGCAAAACAAUGAAUACGAACAAAAAUAUUACAAACGUAUGGAAAUUAAAUAAAAUCGACUUGAAAAUAUAUUUGAAGUCGAUACUGUGUAAUUUGUCAUAUGCUUUACGAAAUAACGGUUUCGUUUUGAAGAAAAAUUUUAUUAUUGGUCUUAGCAAAAUAUAUUCUUUUUUCCCUCAAUUAUUUUCUCCCCAUCUGACAGACGGAUUUAUUCAGUAUGUAAAAUUUUGGAAUGACAAAUGUGGGGAGGAUAAAUUUGUACUCAAGGAUGUUGAAAAGGUGUUGGAAGUUUUUUCCAGUUUUUUUACCAAAUCUAGAUUAACGUACGACCAGUUUAAGGAAAUUACUGAUUUAUUGUUCUGUAUAUUUACUCGCUCGGAGAAGAGCAGUUCUAUUUCUCUUCUCAAUCUGGGUGAGUUAAACAGAUGGGCAGAUCGUGGAAUACGGAGUAGCGUUGCGUCCGCGUCCAGUGGGAGAAAUCAUGUUGUAGAUAAUACUGAGGGAGUGGCGAGCACUCGGCACACAACCGAGGAAGUGAAUCCCGCUUGUCAAUCCGUAGAUAUCAGCGUGAAUAAAAAUGCACUAGUCAGAGAAAAUGGAAUUGAAGAAGAACUACUUGAAUAUUUCAUAACUAAUUACAGUAACAAUGAGAACAGAGAAAUGAGCACUUCCCUCAUGCGUGCAUUAAGUCUGCUUUGCUCCAACAAUCACGAAUACGCGUUGAAAUACUUUAUCGAGCAGAGACAUAACCAGAAGAUUUUUUCCCGUUUUGUUUGCACGCUAAGAGUUAAGGACCAAGUGGGGUUUAGAAAAUACAUUUGUAAAAAAAUUUCCAUCCUUUUAAAUAUUUUGUUAAGAUUUAUUUGCGACUUUAAAUCGAAUGAAUACCUGAUGCAUGUGUUUAGCGUAUACCUUUUUAGUGUCAACGAUGGGGAUUUACGGCAAGUACUUUCCUACGAUUGUUCUAGGAUGAAGGAAUAUGCGAAUAGAAGUGUUAGCACGAAUUUGAAGGAAGAUACUUCUCUCUAUUUAGAGGGUGGCGAACGCAAUGAGGAAAGAACAAGUGGAGAUGAUCAUAGUGGGAAGGACAGCGAAGCAUGUGAGCUAAAGUUUAUUCCAAUUAUGAAUGUCAGUAAUUUUGUUGUCAAUCUUUUCAGCGUUAUAAAUGUUGUGCAUGCGGUGCUGUUGUAUGAGCCUUCCUGGAUUUUUCUAAAUUUUUACGAGGACAGAGUUAAGAAAAAUAGAAUGAGCCUAAUCGAGGUGUUGUACUUAUGUUUAAUCCAUUUGAUUAGUCAGUAUUUAUCUUUUCAGGACACUAAUUUUUUAUCUUUUUUACGGAGCAGAGAAUGCAAGAAGUGCGUUAAGAUAUUCAUCCUGUUUUUUCAUUUUUCUCGUGAUUUGCUGAGGUGCCUAGUGUUGGACGGUUUCCCGAUGCAAAAUUCUGCGGAAAAUAGUCGAGUGCAUAAGUCGUUAAUGCGGAGCAAGAACGGAGGGAAGAACGACAUCAUAUGCGACAGUAUGAAGUAUAAUGGUUACCUGUUUUUUCUGAGAACCAAUUUGCUCAUCAUACUGGCAUUCAUAGUAUGUACAAAUAGGGAUGAAGAUUACAACUAUUUGCACAAGUUUUUUAAGAGAUGUACAAAGAAAGGAUUGCGAUUUAGGGAAAAGCGAUUUUUGUUUUUUACACUUGUUCGUAUUUUGCAUAAUUUUAACGCGCCAAUAUUGAGUCAUUUUUUUGAGACCAUCUUACGGUUUUUCAUCAUACCCAUACUGAAGGAAUAUAUCAAGAAAGCCGAAAAGGUGAAGCAUUUGACAUUUCCAGAAGAAAAAUGUACGUCAAACGGUAAUACCAAUGAAAAAGAAAUAAUUUGUGAAUUACAGCACGAUAGAAUGAUCAUGAGUGUACAUGCGAAAUUGUUCACACAAGAAGACAUGAAUCAGAUUAACCAAAGGGAAAAAAGCAAUUCAUUGAGAAAUGAUCAGAGUGGUGGAAGUAAUUUGUUAAACAUUAAUUCGUACUAUAAUGGAAAUGGGGCGGUUUCCACCAUUUGCAAUAAUGUCAAGGUAGGCAACACUUAUGAUUACGCAGGGGAUUUGAACUAUCGGAGAGAUCAAAAUGGUAUAAGUGGAGCGAAUAAUAAUGCGUAUGUUAAUUUGGCGAGGAAUAAUAUUUGCCCAUGGGCGUUUAUUAGAACUUCACAGAAUUGUACGUUCGUACAUAAUUUAAAUGACAACGGUAGUUCAGGUAGCGCAAAUAAUGGUUUUUGUUUGUUGUAUACGUCGAUUCAUGGACAGAGGAAGAACGUGCACCUCUAUCCUUUUUACAACCACAAUCUGUUUUUUAGUAUAAAUGAAAUUUUCUAUGUGUUGAAGGCGAUACUAAGAGGGAGAACUGAUUUGAAAGAAGUUUUAAUACAAAAGUUGAGCAUUAGCAGAAUGGUUGUAGAUCUGAUCAGAAGAAUAAAAUGUAAGAAAAGUAAAAUGAUAAUGCUAAGUUAUGUGAGGAGAUUUAACAAUGAAUAUGUGAAUUCCCCUUGUGAUGAUGUAAAGCAGUUAAGCAUUCGCAACAUUAUUAACACGUGUAAGUAUAGCCGUAAUUUCAAUUGGGACGAAUUGACGACAAUUUAUUUGCAUUUGCUUUAUUGUUAUAAGAAUGAAGAAAAUAAUUUAAUAAAAUUAAAUUUAAAGGAGCUAACAAAGGCAAUAUUGCAGAAAAGAGAACAACAUAAGAAAUAUUCCUACAAAGGCAAUAUUUUACUUCGCCAAAUGGAGAGAAGCCAUAUGCAUUGCUAUUACUGCAAGGUUUAUAGUGAUAAAUUGGUUGUAAAGGAUAAUAGAAAACGAAGAUGCUUUUGUUACCCCGAGGGGAAUAGUUCUUUUAGAAAAAUAGACAGGAGAACACAGAAUAGUAAGCAUUUGUUAUGGAAAAAGGGGCAUAUAAAAAAUUGCGACUUAUUGAACCAUAGAAGGGUCGUGAUUCUGAGCUAUUUUAAGAAGGAUGAAACUGUGUUUAAUAAAAUGCACAUUUUAGAAUUUGCAUUAACUCACAAGUACUAUUUUUUUAAUGUAUACCCCUAUGUAAUGGGUUCAAUUUUAAAAAAUUUCGAGAAAAUGACCAAUCGUCUGUAUAUUGAUCGGAAGAAGAAAUCCCUUCUGAUCCGCGCGUUAAGUGUUGCACUGAAAUUUAUAAAGUUCAAUAUUUUCUGCAACUCCGUUCAUGAGUUGUUUAGAUUGGUAAAUGAUGAAGUCGUUCUGAGAAAAAUACAUCCACUAGAAGGGCUCCCCUCGGAGGAUGGUAACAAGCUGGAGGAGGGAAACGAACCGGAAGCACCUAAUGGAAGGAAUGUACAAAAUGGAAAAAGUGAUGCUCGUGCAUUACGCGAAUUGCGAUCUGGAAAAAUGGUUUUCAUCGCAGAACAUGCGAAGCAUGAUGUGAUCGAGCAGAAUGUGAACAUUGGGGAGAAGUUGAGAAACCGAAAGGGAUCAUCUAUAAUUGAGCGUGAAAAUGCAUGCAUUUCUGCACAACUGGAGGAGGAGAACAAACAAAUUGCUAAUAAGAACGGUGAUGUACCUCUGCAAGGGGGUUCUAUCCAAAAGAACAAAUCUAUCUUAAAAAUGUCCAAGCUGACGAAAAUUAUGUUAAACUAUUAUGUAAAAAUUGGAAAGGAUGACGAGAAAAGGCACCUCUUCCUGAUCGGCCUUGUAAACGUACUUAAGAAGUACAAUCGGAUAUACGUUCAGUACAGCAUAUUAAACGUAUUGACAAAUUUAAUUAUUUCGAGCCUGAUGCAACAUGGGAACGAACUGCACCAAGCGAAGAUGACGAAUAGAAUUUUGAGGAUUCUUGAGAGGAUACUGAGAAUUAAAAAUAAUGUAAAGGUAAAAUAUGUAGAUGUGUACAAAACGCUUAUGUGCUUCUAUUCUAUCCAUUGCACUACUAAGGAAUACAUCAAGAGGAGAAAAGGAAAAUGUGGAAAUAAUCCCCAAGUGGGAGAUGAAAGCAUGUUACAAAAUUUACUUCACAAUAUUAUUACUUUGGAAAUUCAGAACAAGAGAAGCGGAAAUGGCGAAUUAGCAGUGCAUAGCAUCAGUGGAAUAUCCAAUAAUUCCAACGACGGAGUAAUUACAAAUGAAGAUGGUGGUGGAAGGGAAAAUGAGAUAAGUGCUUUUUCGUUCAGGAACGAACGGACAUACAGUUUUACGAAGAAUUCUGAAGGGAAAGAAUCCUUUGAUGGAUUUGUAAAAAAUGAAAAAUUGUCGAAUGGCAGUUUUGUGGAUGAUACAUUGAGCAGAAAUGAAAAGAGUUCUAUUGCGCAAGAUUGGCAAACAAAUUAUUUAAGGAGAGACGGGGCAAACAUUGCCCCCAAUAUUUUGAAGGGGAUAGAUAAGGAAGGAAAGGAUAUUUGUGACAAGUCGGAAAUGAUUAGCGCUUUGAAGAGUGCUCUACUGAAUCAGAUAGGAAUGGACGAUGAGAAAAAGGUGAAUAUGAUGAAUGGGCACUUUCCCACUGUGGAAAAGCAUGUAGAACAAAUUAGCAACGCGUACGAAAUGAUAAAUAAGGGAUAUGGUAUGAACAUGGUGAAAACGAUUUAUAGGGUUUUAAAGGUACUGAUGAAGUAUUCGAAUAGGAAAGGCGUUUGCAAAAGUUUGCACAUUUUAAGUUGCAUUUUCUUUCUAUUACUCAAUUUUGGUAAUCGGAAAAUGGGAAGGGCCACAUUAUUAUUAAUAAACCAUAUCGUAAUAAAGCACAGUUUGUUCUUAGACAAUUUCGGCAACAUAAUCGGUAGAAUUAGCCCCCAAGGAAGGGAAAAUGGUGAUUCGGGUGUAGCUAGCCAAAUAGGUGUAAAUGAGGAAAAAUACAACACGAAAAAGGAGCCAUAUUUCAUGUUUAAUAACCAAUUUGAAAGGGAAGAAAAUGUCAAUAGAAAAAUUGAAUUUUUGCAUGAAAUGUUAAUUAGCCUAUGCCUUAGGGGCAUGGACGGCUAUAGGAAGAACAACAGGGAGUAUUAUAUGGAUAAUACACUUUACGUGGAGGCAAAAUUAGAAACGAGUCUGAACAUAUUUACGUUAUUUUGUCAGAUUUAUGAUAGAAAUGGAGGGAAUCAAUACGCACAAUUGAUUAGAUAUCUUAUUUUGGAAUACCUAAAAAGGCUGAGGUGCAUCGCUUGUUAUUGCUUGAAGAAGAGGGAAAGGAUGGGUACCCUGAAGCAGUUGCUCUUUUUAAUAAAUACGAAUCUGCAUUUAGUAGAUAAGAAUGAGGCUAUACAUUGCUUGGAAACCAUGCAGGCCUUACUUCUGUUGGAGUGCAAAAAUGGCUCCAAUUUUCAUUUGUUCAUUUUGAAUAUGAAUGAGUAUCAUUUAGAGGAUGUACAGAAACGUUUGGAAGGACCGAUGGAAGAUUUUUCCACAGAUGUGAUGUCCGAGCGUUCUACUUGCGCAUCAUCCAUGGAAGAAGAAGGGAAGGAGCACAAGAUUAGGAGGAAGGCUCAAGUGAAAAAAAUAAUAAACGAACUGAGUGGGAAAGAGAUGAGCAAUUUUCAGAUCGGCCACUAUAUCAAGUAUAUAAAUAGCGUGGAGGACGAGGGAGGCACAUGUAAUUAUAUGCACAAUUAUAGAAUAUCGAGGAGGUACUUCCUUUCCAAGGACAGGAUAAUAUAUGAAAGGAGAAGAAAAAAUUACUUGAGAAGAAAAAUAUGUCGUGACAAAAUGAACCACAGAGAGAUGACAAACGAUUUGUAUGCAAGUUUGUUCUGUAAGGGGGGCGGUAACAACUGCGAGGGGGUAACCAAUUUGAAGAGUAAUGUACAGGUAAGAGAUGUUCAGGCAAUGUGUAAAAAUGGUGCAAAAAAUGUUCAAACAAAUGGUAAGGAAAAUUAUGAAAAAACGACGGUUGGAAAGGAAGUUGUCAGCCCACAUGUUAUGGGAAUUAGAAAAUUGAGGAAGGAAAAAAGAAUAAAACAAUUUUACAAAAGAUUGAAAUGCUAUGAUGAAAUCUUUGAGGCAUAUACCAUUGAGGAAAAUAUAUGCAAUGAUUUAUUUAUGUGCAAAAAGAGGAAAAAGCUAAAGAAGUUCUGGUCAUGUAGAAAAAAUGAAAAGGUAAGUAUAUGCCUAUCGUCGGAGGAAAAGGCACACUUAAUAAGGAACUUAAUAAUCUUUGAUUAUUCGGACGACUACCAUUGUUAUGUAAAAUAUUACGACAUAUUAUUGUAUUUUAUUAAAAAUGAAAAGGAGAAGUAUUCAGAGAGGUACCACAUUAUCGAUUUGAAGAAUAUGUUUUUAAGGCACCUACUACCAAAUAUUUUAAGGGGUACGUUUUCAUUUAUUCCGAAGAUUAGGUACACUUGUAUGAACCUUUUUCAGAAAUAUUUUCUGUCCAACGAUCUGUUUGAGUCGAUUUGUUUUUUAUUUAAGAACGACUAUUUUAAGCAUAUCAUUGAUAAGUAUUUUGUGUGCCUAUUUUUAAAUGUUUUGUUUUCGUUCUUUAAGCACAAUGUGGAUACGUACGUGUACCUAAGGAAAAGAACGCAGGGAUUAGUGCCCUUUUUGUGCAGGCGCAGGGGCGCCAGGUGCCACGCCCUUACUGAUGGACCGAUUGCCAAAGGAGCGGUUAAUGGGGGAAAGUUUAGUGAACACGCGAGGGGGAAGACUUGUUCUGAUAAUAUGAAGAAAAAACAAAAAAAAUGCACGGCAAGGGAGGCUUGUAAAGUCGUCGACUUGGAAAAUUACAACAACGAUUUCGUCACGUGGAAUAGGUACUUAACUAAGUAUUGCUCCGAACAACAAGGCUUCGUGAACAAGUGCCAAGAGAAGUUUAUCAAAGCCAAAUAUUUGUUUAAACCAAUGUUGAGUUUGGUAAAUAUUUUUAAGGAAUACUGUAGAUUGGUGUGGAUAGAUCUGUUUUCGCAAUUGUUCAAUUUUUUCAACAAGGAGCAAAUUAAUAAAUUAAAUUUCUGCAUCGUUCAUUUUUUGUAUAAUUAUAUAAGCUUCACUGAAUCAUCUUCUAAUAAUUAUAACAUGUGCAUGUCGAGAGCGGGUAAUGAGAAAGGCGCUUCUACUUUAAACAUGAGUUGGAGGAAAAAUAAAAAUUUUCAAAAUAAUGUGUAUGGAAAUGACUAUAACGUCAACAUCUUGGAAACUAUACUGACGUGUAUAUUUAAGACCCGUUUUAUGCUCUACAUUCCGACCGAGAUAAUUUUAUACUGCGCCAAGAACUUUUGUACAUAUGAAAUUUCCAAGUGCAUGCUACAAAUGUUGUUGUUUCAAAAUUUGAGGAAAAUGAAAAAGUUGGAUAAGCAGAAGGGUGAAGUAGAAGGUUUUUCGCCAAUUGAGGACAUGAAUCGAAAAAAGGAAACGGGUUCUAAUCAUAUAGCUAUAGAUAAACCAAGUAGAAGUAAAAAUAAGAAGAAAAGUGAAAGUACAAAUAUGAAUAAGGGUGGAGUUGGGAAUAAUUCAUCGGAGAACAGAUCGAUCAUUGACGGUAGGAGUGAAGACUCCAUUGGGGAAAUGAAAAGAAGCUACAACAGCUACAAGCAAAUCAUCAAUUUUUUAAUCGAAAUAAAUAGCGACUUGAAUGAACGUGAUAAUGUGUACGCCUUGAGGACAUAUUAUGUGAGGAACGUUGAGUUAUCGAAAUCUCUGUUUUUUAAUCAUUACAAUAUGUACUACAAAAAUGAAUAUUCCUAUUUGAAGUAUUUUAUGAGUUAUGAAAACCUGAACUUAACAAAAGAAGAAUUAGGUAUUAACAGAAUAAAUUGGAUCGAUAGUUUGAAACAUUUUGGUAAAGUAUCUUGUAUUGAGAGCUACAUGAAAUUAUUGCAGGUGAAGGAGGGAAUGAAAAGGAAUGAUGAAUUCAAGUCAUCCCAUUUGAGCACCUGCACAUUUUUAUCGGAGGAAAGAAAAGAUGAUUCCGUUGCACUCAGUUUCAACUACGAAGCGUUGAAGAGUAACUACUUAACGAAUUUGAAUAAUGUGUACUGCAUAAUAAAGGAUAAUUUGAAAUGUAUUCAAGUGCAGGAUAACAUGGGAAGGAACAACACGGAAAUUAGCAGUGAAGUUAACGGUAGUGAUUUGUACCCAGUGUGCACGUUGGGGGAAACCCUCCACGGAGAGUCCAAAAAAAGCCAAGGUGGGGGAAAUACCCAAUGUAUUGAUAUCGGGGGAGGAGCGAUUGUAACUGCUAAGAACGAUAUCGACUUUUCGAAAAAAAACGGAACGAAUGCGAGAAGAUCGGGAAGAAGCAGAACGAACAAAUUAAUUAACUUGAAGUUUAACAAAUCCAAGGACGGCAAAAUACAAACAACCAUUCAUGAUUACUUUAAGAGCAAUAAGAAAACGCUACCAGAGGAUCAGGAAGGGAAAACGCACACUGAAGAGUAUAACAAGGAGGGCGAUAAUGCCGAUAAGCGAAUGAGUGAAAAAUGUCUUAAUGGCGAGGAGAACAUUAACGAUAGUAACAGUGGACAUAGUAGUAGGCGCGAUAUCAUAAGUGAUGGAAAAGUGAAUACAAUUUGCAGUGGGGUUAACAAGUGUAGCGGGAGCAUCGAUUGUAAGGAUUUCCACAGGAGUAGUGGGAAUGUGCGAAAUGAUAAUUACAGCGCUCAUUACAGCGGUAAUUUUGGGAGCGGAAAAAACGGUAACAUUGCCUAUUUGUUGAAUGGUUUAAGCGGUUACGGGGAGAGGGAUGGUAUGAAGAACAUCGUGUAUUCCUACUUGGAAAAAAUAAUUUACAAGUUACAAGAAAAUAGCGAAACAAUAGUUGAGAGCAUGCAAGGGAAUGAGAACAUCGAAAUUGACGAGGUGGUCGCUGGAAGUGACAUCCAAAAGAAUGUUGAAAAUGAAGUAGGAAAGAAUGCCAAAGGGAGAGAAGAAAAGAAUGUGGGAUCGAGCGCAGAUGGAGGAGCGAAUUCAUUCGGAAGGAUGGUGUGGGAACGAGGAAACGCAUUCAAUGAAGGUGAACAUUUCGUGAGUAAGGUGAAUGGCCAAAGUAGUGAAUUCCUUUUGAAAAAGUUCAAAUUCAAUUUGAAGAGUAAACAUAUAAAAACAGUUAAAGAGAACAUAGACGAUGGAAUGAAUCUGCUAAUUAACAAGGUAAGGCAAAUGUGCAAUUAUAAGAACAAUAAUUUGAGCCUUUUAUUUGCACACGCAGAAAUGUUUAAACAUGCGCAAACGAGCAUAGAAAUAAUAAGGGAAAAUUCGAUAAAAAAAAAACAAGAACAGAAAAAAGAAACUGAAUUGCAGUUGAUAUGCCUUUUGCAUAAUUUGUUUAUCAUGUGUAACAAGGACAGUUCUGUAUAUGUUUAUGAUGAUAUUCACAAUAUGAAAUAUUCCUACCAGUGGAAGUUACUUUUUUUAAAAAUCUGUAAAAUUUUUAUGGACAAAUGUGGUUUGUUAUCCUUAUCCAAGGGCGGGGGGUGCACCGACAAUUGGACAGACAAGUAUAAGAAUUAUCACUUAUUAAAUUUGACGAAGAAUAUGAGAGAGAUGAAUAAUAUGUCGUACAAUUAUUUUGACAAGAUUUAUGAAAAUUUUGUACAGAAUGGUGGUAACAGAAACAGCGCCAUUUGUAGUAUCAGUGGGAAUAGCAUUAGCAACCAUGGUAGUAAGAGCGGAGGCAGAGUGUUGGAUGCCAGAUGCAGAUACAUGUAUAAUAUGGAAAUUAUAAAAAUGAAUUUGAAGAAAUUAAUUAACAGUAACAUCUCAAAUAAUGGCUAUAAUAUAGCACAGAACAUGCUAGAAAAGUACAGUAGUAUCGCUUGUGAUGGAAGCGAAAUGUGCAGGAAGAAGAAUUCCUAUAAGAAGGAAAAGAAGGCAAACAUUUCCCAUGAAGAAAAUUAUCUGUACAUUCGAAAUAUGGAGUACGAACAUUUCAACAUAUGUAUUAACUUGCUAAAAUUGGAGAAAAAUACCUUUCUUCAAAAAGUUGUAAAGAAACUCAAGUGUUACAUUAACUCACUUAACCUUAUUAACACAUUUGAUUUUGACUCUCUACCUAUGGUGAACUACGAGAAAUUCCGCAGUGAAUUUUUCUACAUGAAGGGAAAGAUUUUGUGGAACUUGAAUAAAAUUAUUUUAUUUUUGUAUAGAAAUAAUUUUAUUGAGAAGAAUUCCAAAAUGAACUGUGACAGAUGUAGGUACAUGUGCCAAGAUAUCGCAAGGGAAGAUGAAGUGGGUAAUUCGCAGAUCAGUACUGACGUAGUGUUCCACCCAUUGGAAUCCCCUCAGAGGACGGAAGAAGAAAAAAGUUUGAAUAUUACGAACUUAGUUGUUAGUAACAAUGACAGUUGCAACCCGAUUGAGAAAGAGGAUAACAAAAGAAACAAGAGGAGAAGAAAAGGCACAAAUGUUGACAAGGAGAGGUCGAACCUUUUUCAGGAAGGAGUAUUCCACAGUAGCGUUCCUGAGGAAAAGAAGGAAGAAGGCGUGCAUGAUAAACCAUUGAAAAGGAAGAAAAGAAGUAAAGUUAUCGGUGCAACUAGCGAAACCGCAGAAGAUAGUGUGAAAAAAAGUGUACAAAAGAAUGAGCAAAGUCCUUUGCAUGGGAAAGAGAUGGAUAGCCAGAUCGAAGUAAGCGAUUACAAGGAAUCGAAUAAGGAGGAUAAAAAAUUAGGAAAGAAGGGAGAUAGAAAAAGGCAACAAAAGAAUGACAAUGGGGAGUACACCUGUAAAUGUGACCAUAACAAGUGCAACUUAUUCGAUGGAAAUUUAAUUGAGGAGUGCUUUCUCUCGUCCCUUAAGAUAUACCCACUGGAAAAUAAUUCUUGGACACUAUGGGCCGAUUACUGCAAUAAAGCUUUUAAGGAAACCCAAAAUAUAUCAUUCUGCUUAAGCUCAAUAAUUUCCUAUUUGAUAUACUCCAGUUUGAAUACACACGAAGGGUACUACUACCUAAGCAAAGUCCUCUAUUUGUUAAGCUCAAAUAUGAGGGAUAAUUCCAUUAUGCAAGUUUUUAACAAAUACAAUGAUAAUAUAUGUCCCAAUCUUUGGCUUUUCUAUCUGCCCUUCCUUAUAAAUAAUAUAAAUGUUAAUGGAGACAAUUAUUUGUAUUUUCACAAAAUUUUGUAUCUGCUUAUGCGAAAGUAUCCGCAAGAUGUGUUUUACCAUUUUAGAGCACUGCAAAUUGAGAGAAAAGGUAAGCUGUACUACCUCCAUGAUCGUAGAGGCAAGAAGAAAAAUGGCAUAGGUGGAAAUUCCUCUUUAAUGAAAAAUAACGUAAAUAUAGUGAAAGACCCCUAUGAGGGAAAGAACUACAAGGAGAAAUUCCAAAUGGAAGAUAUAAUAUUUUCCCGCGAUGGUAACAACGUUGAUGAAUAUGGUUCAAAGGGUGUUGGUGGCCUAUCGGCCAGAAGCAACGUAAUUGGUGAGAAUGGAACGGGUAAUUCGUCCAUAUUUGAUGGAGUUGACAACCCAAGUGUGAACAGAAAUGCCAAGCAAGGUAAUGCGCAUAGUGUACAGAGAGCGAUCGGAAAAGUGAGGAUAUGCUCGAAUCGUAAAACCGAGAGGGAGGGCGAAAAGGAGGUUACUCCUACUGCUGCAAAUUCUCCCAUCGAGGUAAAUGAAGAAGGAUACGAGUAUGGAGACUUAUUUAAGGAUGGCUUUGACCAGUUGAUGAACGUGUUUAGGAACAAACAUGCAGAUGUAUAUAUGUCCCUGAAUUAUAUGUGUAAUGGAAUUUUAAAUUACACCCGAUUGCAACCACAUGAAGAAACAUACUACAUUGUGGGAAAGCUGUUAGAUCGUUGCAUGGAAUUCCCCUACGCACAAACUCAUGUGUCGACUUUUAUUCAGAAGAUGACAGAAAACUAUAUUUUGUACAAGCGAUAUAAAUCGAAAAUGAAGAAAAAUUACAGGGGUAGUCGAAGUACCAAAAUAGCUAUUAAUAAUAUGAAUAUGUUUUGGAAGGAAUUUAAAAAGGAUGUAAAAUUGCUAAAGAGAAAUGUACGUAAGAGGAGAGGAAGCUUUAACAAUGUAAAUUUUAAGGAGAAGGGGGAAAUGAAAUCGCAUAUAAUGAACAAUUGUACAGGAGGGGAUGAAAAGGAAGGGGAUUUAAUUACAGCCGAUGGUGGUGAAAUAUGGAAGAAAGGUCGAAAGGAGAACUACUUCUCCUUAGGAGAAUUUCCACAAAUUGCAAAAAAAUGGAAGGAUAUAUUGUUUAUAAUUAUUCAUUCGUUAAAUGAAAAUCAGGAGUUCGAUUAUUUUUCUCAUUCCAUGUUUGAUAUGUUUUCCAAUUUUCCCGUAAAAAUAGAAUUGCCAGGUCGUAGGCUAAAAUAUAUAGGAGAACAUAUAAAUUAUCUGAACGAUUUAAACUUAUAUUGUUCUACGAAUAUUGUGAGAAUGAACAAGCCCAUAAUGCCCACAGUUCUAAGUACCAGGUGCAUGAAGAGUAUUAGUUUCUUAACGAGCGAUGGAAAUAUUCAGUAUUACACCGUAGAGAGUUGUAAUUCUAUUCGGAGAAAAUCAGAGGAGAAAUUUACGAUGCUUCAAAUUUUGAUGAAUAACACCAUGUUUAAAUUUUCACAUACAAAGAAGAGGGGUCUGUCCUUUGGAAUAAAUAUACAUACCCCUCUACACCCGAGUUUUAAAUUAAAGGAUGAAACUUUUGAGGAUAUUUCUCUGAGGGAGCUCUAUAACCAUUACAUGUUGGUUACGAAGAAUGAAAAGUAUUCGAUAGAUAAUAUACUACUACAUCAUAGAAAUUUGAUAAAAAAUUCAAUACGCACAUUUUUGCUAAACAAAGUCGAAUGUGUGGUGAGAGAAGAGGAAGUAGCCAUGGCAGAAAGGAAUAAAAAGAAGAAGAGCUCUCUCGAUAAAGGGAACGAAGAGAAGGGAACCAUUCUUGUGAAUAAAACGAAGAGUGAAGAAAUUCCGGAAAUAAGAGCCGCAGGAAGUAUGGUAAAAAAUACCAUCCUGAAAAAGAACAGUAAUGAUAUUUUCGUGAAUGCAAAAAAAAGUGGCAGUAACUCCAGUUCCUGUAACACUGAUAAAAUGGUUGAAGGAAUGCUCUACAAAGCGCAAAUGGAGUAUUACAAUUCCUUAUCAUAUGAAGAACUAAUCCAGAACUUUAGAACGGAGAAAUGGUUUAGGAAAUCCUUCAGAAAAUGUGUGAGGAAAAUUGUAAAAUUACACUUCAAAGAUAUUUGUAAAAUGGUGCCGAAAAAUAUAAUGAAGAAUUACUUCUACUCUUUGCACAACGAUUUAGAAAGCUAUUACGUUAUGAAUAGCCAGUUCGUUAAGAGCUACUCUCUAACGUGUAUGCUAAAUUAUAUUUUUUUCCAACAAAACUCAUCUCUACAUACGAUUAUGUUAUCCAAGCGUUCAGGAAGAACUAUGUUUUCAGAAGGAAAACCCUCCUAUAUGAAUUUGCGCAAAUAUAAUCCGAAGGAAGAAGGGAUCCGGAAAAGAGGCGUACCCUUCAGACUUACCCGGAACAUUCAGCAAUUUAUUGGGUUCCAAGGGUUAAGGGGGGCAUUCCCAUCCAAUUUUUACGUAUCAAUAAUGGCUCUAAAAAAAAACAUGAACUAUGUAAGAGACUUUUUAAAUCUUACAACUUUGGAUGAUUUUUACUCUCUAUAUGUGUAUGGGGAAAAUAGGAAAAUUCUGUUAAAUAAGGAAAGGAGUUUAAAUGAUGAAGAGGUUAAGCAUGCUUACGUGAAAUCCUUUCAUGUGGACGAUUCGACAAGAAAAAUGAUCAUAAAAGAUGCGGAAGACCAUGUAAGGAACGUAUGCUAUCGAAUUAGCAGUUUAUAUAAAAACAUAUUAGGUAGGAAGAAGAAAGUUUCUCUGUCAAAGGAGGAUGAGUGCAAAAAGGAGAGCGAUGUGUUCAAGGGAUUGGAGUACUACUCAGAUUUGCAGGACAUUUCCUUAUCCGAAUUAUCGUCGGAUGACGAUCUUGAGCAUGCGAAAAAUAAUAGUGAGGAUAAGAACGCACAAAAUGCGAAAAAAACUAAUGCAAAUGCGAAAAGGAAAAGAAGUGAAACUCAAUCCAAGCUACUCAAGGUAGAGGGCAGUAGCAAAAUAUGCAAGAGUAGAAAAAGUCCUUUGAAGAAGGAACCAAACGGGGGGGAUAAUAAUGUGUGCAAUAAGGGAGAUUCCCUAAUCAAUGGAUCCAACGUGGCCACUGAUACGUCACCCAACAAGGAGAAAAGCUUGAUUGGGGAUGAAGCAACUGGAGAAACGAGGCAUAGUGAGGAGAUUGAAAAGAGUGGUAAUGGGGAUAGUAACAUGGAGAUUGCAAAUAAUGCAAGUAAUGUAGAUAACGCUACUGAUAGGAACAACGGAUUAAUCACCCCCAAUGACAAGAGUAAUAAGAAAAGGCGAAGGAGCAGGAAGAAGCCAAAUGGGGACCCAAAGGAAGAACAAUCCGAGCCGAACCAGGCACAAGCACCCAUGGAGGAGAAAACACUGGAAAAUAAAUCUACCAAUGAACAGAACAAGAAAAAUAAAACGACUGCUUCUAGGUGUAAGAAUAACAGAACGCAAAAGGGAGAGGAGCAAAAUGUUACAAAAAAUGUACUCCUUGAUAAUGGGCGAGACCAAAAUACCGAGUCAAAAUGUACUGGAAGCAAUUUGCAAAAGGAACAGAGUGCAAAACUUAGGGAAAACGGACACACACACAUGGAUGAAUCACACAAUUCUGUGAUUGAUUUAAUGGAAAUCUCUAUGAGUAAGAAGUAUUUAAAAACCGCGAAUGGCCCCUGGUUCCCGUGGUUCUAA
Plasmodium knowlesi strain H is the source of this 25959-nucleotide messenger RNA. RefSeq names its product peptidase, putative. The coding region runs from base 1 to 25959 and encodes 8652 amino acids. Lineage: Eukaryota; Apicomplexa; Aconoidasida; Haemosporida; Plasmodiidae. The record is from RefSeq and is a predicted model, not a curated record. The transcript has a single exon.